GUACAAAAUGUCAACCUUUCCUGCGUGUGCGGCUAAAUUAAAUUUAACGAUAUUCAAUCGCGUCAACAAAGGGUAAACAAUCAGUGUGCCGUCCCGGUGCGUGCGUAGUGAUUGUAGUAGUCAGACCGUCAAACUACAGAGCCAAACUACAUCCUUCCGGGUGCUUCCAUCCAUCCAGUUUUGCCCAACUUUCGCUCCACCAGCCAUGGAACCGAUGACGCUAGGCAGCCCAAGCGGCAGCUCACUUUCCGGUGCCGCCGGUGCCGGACCGGGCUAUCUGCCCUCCUUCCUGAUGGGCGAUCCGCCUAGCACACCGCGCCCGAACACGUUAUCACCGACCCGGGGUCGUUCCUCGUUGGCGUACUCGCACGGGCUGAUGAGCUCACCGCCGGACGGGCUACGUUCGCCGACCUUGCAGCAGCAACACCACCACCAGCAGCAGCAACAGCAGCAGCAUCUGCUGGGCCUUCAUCAGCAGCAGCACCAACAACAACUGUCCUCCUCGUUCAUGCAGCCGCAUACUCCGCAAGGUCAUCACGUUCCCCACUCACAGCGCUACCUCCAGAACCCGCAACCGGCGCAGACGGCAGCGGCGGCGGCGGCGGCGAACCAGUUCCGCAAUGAAUCGUUCGAUGCCAACUCCAGCAUCACCGGUCCACCAACGCAAGGGCUGUUCGACUCGUGGCGCAAGGAGAAGCAGCUGCUGCAGACACCGAUGCGCGCUCAGCAGCAGCAAUCCGGCCCGGGCAAUAAUCCAGCCGACCCAACGACGGCUGCGAUCGGACAAAGCGGUGCGCCCUUCAACGAGUCGUACGCCCAGAACCAGAGCGGAUUUAACCUGUCGCGCGUCAUGUCUCCAAUACCGGUCGAUUACAAUCAGCGGAACGUGAGCAUCACCACCUCACCGACCGGUGGGGCGCCCUUCGGCGGUCAGCAGCAGCAGCAAACGCAGGUGCAGCAGGCCGCCAAAUCCUCCAACUGGGUGACGGUGUUUGGCUUUCCGCAGAAUGCGGCCUCGAAAAUUCUGUCCCACUUCAUCGGCAUCGGCACGAUCGUGGACAAGCAGCCGGCACCGCAGAACGGCAACUGGGUGCAUCUGCGCUACAGCUCCCGGCUCGAGUGUGACCGGGCGCUCAACUACAACGGGCGCAUCAUCAGCGAGGGCCUGAUGAUCGGCGUCCAGUACUGCAACGAUCCGGCCAUCCUGGGGAAGGAGAACGAGGGCAACGAGUACAGCGAUGCGCAGGGCGUUUCCUCGCCGGACAAGCCGCUGUGGCGGGUGCGCUCCUUGAUGAACAUGUCGUACUCGGCGAUGCAGGACCCGCAGGCCGUCAUUUCGGCACCGCCGGUACAGAAGCGUGCCAACGGGAUCGUGAACAAGGCGAUGGACCUAUUUUUCGGGUGGUAAAACGGAGGGGGGUAUCCUGUAUUUUUUUCUUUUUGUUUUAUAAAGUGGAAGUCAUCAUCCUUGUUUUGUUUUGUGUAAGUUUCCUUGCGUGAUCGAAGGGAUUUAAAAACAAGCUGUAUACCGCACACACGGGGAAACAAUUAGAUGGAAUGAAAUUAAACUAAAUAAAAUUGUAUUUCGUAUGUGACAGAGGCCCUUGUGUCCGGCCCCGUAUUGCGUGGAGAGUGCACCAGGGCCCAGGCUAACUAA
Molecule: messenger RNA, 1657 nt
Organism: Anopheles merus
Lineage: Eukaryota; Metazoa; Arthropoda; Insecta; Diptera; Culicidae
Gene: Nup35
Product: nucleoporin Nup35
Exons: 1
Coding region: 206-1408 (400 amino acids)
Biological process (GO): NLS-bearing protein import into nucleus; regulation of DNA-templated transcription; nuclear pore organization
Cellular component (GO): nuclear membrane; nuclear pore nuclear basket; nuclear pore central transport channel
Molecular function (GO): structural constituent of nuclear pore; single-stranded DNA binding; phospholipid binding
Source: RefSeq, a predicted model, not a curated record